This is a messenger RNA of Cyphellophora attinorum, 225 nucleotides long. RefSeq lists its product as uncharacterized. The coding region runs from base 1 to 225 and encodes 74 amino acids. NCBI's taxonomy places the organism in Eukaryota, Fungi, Ascomycota, Eurotiomycetes, Chaetothyriales, Cyphellophoraceae. Gene Ontology annotation, cellular component: mitochondrial inner membrane. The transcript has 3 exons. The record is from RefSeq and is a predicted model, not a curated record. Gene Ontology annotation, biological process: proton motive force-driven mitochondrial ATP synthesis. Gene Ontology annotation, molecular function: proton-transporting ATP synthase activity, rotational mechanism.
AUGGCUUUCGCAUGGAAGACCGCCGGCAUCACUUACAACCGAUACCUCGCAGUCGCAGCCCGAACAGUCCGCCGGUCACUGAAGGAGGGUCCAAGAUUACAAGCUGAGAGGCGAGGAGAGAUGGAUUUGCGGUUCGCUAAGUGGCAGGGCGGCAAGCAGGGUGACAUGAAGAAUUUGGGUGAGGCCAACGAGGCUGCUAUGGCUCAGGUUGCAAAGGAGCAAUAA